GCCUUUCAUACAUGCUCCAACAAUCGUGCGCUUGAAGGUCGGGACGAAUGCGAAACAGACAAGCCUCAAAAAUCGGCGUCGGAAACUUCAAAAAACGUAAAAAAAUCAAGUUCGUACUCGCUGUCGCGCUCGGCGGAGAAUACUGCGCGUCGCUGCCGCGUCGCCAAUCAGGGUACGCGUGUUUUCCGGUUAAAAAUUUUGUUGGUGCUCGUUACAACGGGCUCUGCGCUUAGAUGCAUGGCGGUCGCGUGGAGCUGGCAGAUGUGAAGGCUCUGCUAUCAUCCGAUAAUCCCGUAGCACAAAGUCAGGGACUAUCAAGUUUGCUUUCCCGUUUAAAGCAACCUUUCCCGAAUGCCAAAGCUAAGGUUGCUGCCAUUUCGCUCCUCUUUGACUGUCUUACGCAAUUCGGAGAUAAUGUAGCCGCAUGGUGUGCAGAGGCUAUACCAUUGCUACUGAAAACAGAUGUGCUGUCCAGUGACGAAGUAACAACACACUGUUACCUCAAACUCACUAGUGGGGAUGUUAAUGGUCAUCAUGCGCAAGUAAUUAUCAAAUUGCUCCUACACAUAUCGGUGUCUUUGACCAGUACUUGUCUGACUAUACUGCGCAAGAACCAGCGCUUUUCCGGAAAUCUGGUAGACGAGCUGCGCACCUGUAGCAGAGAUGGGUACAUAUCCACGUUGAAAUUUCUCCUCUUUAGUGGGCUUUUGACCCACGAAGACAGUAUCUGUCUACUCUCACAAAUAAGUGAUAUCGCAGAGUCUGAUGACUCUUUCUUUGAAGACUAUGCGGAAUAUCUGGUUCAUGACUACUCACGUCGGUUUGUAGCCAACAGGAAGUCGACUCGAUGUGUUGAGGCUAUGCUCGUUCAUGCAGUAGAACUUUCGCAUCAAGAGUUCCUUUCACUCGAGCUAAGUCCGGAUCAUACAUUCACUGUGGCGGACGUUCUUCUAGCAUCGCCUGAUCUCCUCAUGAAUGAGAAGCUUCCAGCUACGCACGUUCUUCUUCCUUCUUUAUUCUCUACUUAUUCGAGUAGAUCAGAGCUUGCCAAAUGUUUACCCGGUCUGGUUUCCGCUGAUCAGCUGAAUCGGAUUAAAGCCGUGGUUGCUCGCUGCCAAUUUGUCUCUGAUUUUACUGAUUUCCGACUUCACGAAGAUAUGAACGGUUAUCUCUUUACUUUCGGGUAUUUGAAAUCUGUGGCCUCGGCAGGCAAAAUAUCUUCAUUUCUGGACUGUUGGCUUUCCAAAUUGGAAGUAAUGGAAGUUUCUGAUCGAUCUGUAAUCUUUCUCGUCGCUCUCUUUCCCUAUGUCAAUGCGUCUGCUUUGGAAAAAUGCUGUCAACUUUUGGGUGAACUCAUUAAACGUGCCUCUGGAUUGGUCAAUAGUCUUUUACUUCUUUUCACCACGCUCUAUGCGAAGCCAUACUUCAAAGUGGAGAAAACCUCGGUUUUGAAGGCUAUUGGCGGGCUUUUUGUGAAUCGAUUUGCUGUAACUCCUGCCGUCAACUUUCUCUCAGUAGUAUGUCGGAAGGGAGGAGAAGAACGCGACAUUGCGUUUGAACUUCUUGGAAGUCUGGUGGCGAAAUUUCCCACAGCGUUCGAUAUGGUGAAGCCGCUUUCCAUUCCUGCUGACGCUGAUCCUUUGGGUGUUUUGAAGGCAAAGCUCAAACUGAUGACCACACUUUGUGUAUCGACUGACCGAUCUGACGAAUUGCUUCCAUCACUUUCAAGCUUGUUAAAGAAAGAUGCUAUAACUGUUGAAGCCGCUAUUUCGGUGGUGAAAGUCCUUUGCAAGGAAGAUAUUCUGGAUGUUGAUACUGUGCGUAAACAACUAGGGAACAAAGUGAGACAACCUGGAUUUGAAGGGUCUCUUGCUGGAUACUGUGAAAUUCUCGCAACAGCUGCUUCACUCAAAGAGCAAGAUGAAGGGGACCUAGUUGGUGAUUGUGUGAAGGAGUUAUGGGAGAUUACUGAGAUCCGUCGUGAUAAUCCUCAGAUAAUCACUGCACGAAAGGCUGCUUGGGCGGCUCUAGCUUGCUUUGACGCUUUGUCACUCAUCAGUGUCAUAAGUAAAACCCCACAGGAUUGGAUGACUAUGUUUGCCGGACUUGAUCCAGAGGAAAGAAAAGGUUUAAUUGUUCUUCUCCAAAAGCUCGUCGCUGGUGAUUUGGAGUCUCUGUCAAGAACGCUGUACACAAAGGAGUACAUCCAUAAAUCUGCAUUGGCAACUUUCAUCACAAACCUCCACAACGCGCUGAAGAGGACCCAUCAAGAGGCGCCAUGGUUUUGGUCUGCAACCCUGCCGCUUUUUUCCGUAAUCGCAAAUGAGUUUGCAGAGAGUGGUAAGGGACUACAGGCUAUCAAACUUCUUCGACGAGUUUUACGAGAGGUGCAUGUUAGUGAUCACAAAGUCGUCAAUCUUUUUGCUGGCUGGAGAAUAUGUGUUGUCAGUUUGCUUGGAAUUCUUACUCAGAGCAGUGACCCAAUGAAAGUGCGAGAUCAGCUUGUGGAAGAAUGUAAGCGAGCCCUCAGCACUACUGAACUUUCUGUAAACAAUGUCCUUAUCUUGUUAGCUAUCUUGGCUGGAGAGUUGAAAAAGUUUGGAGACCUGAUAUCAGAAGCAGAAGCCGCCACAGAUUUUAAGACAAGCAUGCGGCCUUGGUUUGUCGCUCUUUUGGAGUUCAUGCUUCCUAUCGUUUUCAACGAUUAUGACCAGAAGACUCAGCCACUUAUACAAGUUUGUGUAAACCAGCGAUGUGUCAAUGAAAACGUGGCUAGAACUGCUCUGUGGAUGACAUGUCAGUCCAUAUCGGAUGAAGUCAGAAGCUUCUUUGACGAUAAGCUUAUUGCACAAGCACUGGACUGGAGACUUGAACAAGAGGUUGAUCCAAACGGCAGUCUUUAUGCUUUGCUAACGGGUGGGACCGCAGAAGAGCCUACGAAUUCGCUGUCUAUAUCAAAAAUAUGGCUGUUUUCGGCCGCUUUAGGAGCAAAUGACUUGAUCACCAAUUCACUGAGUCGUUCGAUCCCACCCGACCAACACAUUGAAGACGUUGUGAAGAACUUCGAAGCGAAUAGGAACGUCAAUGAAAGCGAAGUUGUGGAAUUCUUCAAAAGAAUCGCGAACGUUCCGCUUAACACGUUCCGAAAGUAUGAGAAGCGCUUACGAAAGCCAUUGGAGCUGAUUUUCAACAAGGGUGGAGAACAGCUAAAGAGGGCAGCAUAUGAAGGACUUUCUCAUCUUGCUUCGGUUUCAUUGCUGACGGCUGCUUUUGACCUGCCACCUGACUAUGGACACUUGCCGGAGGACAGCAUUUUGCGCGCAGUCAUCGCUCAGUUCGGACCCAAAGCCAUAUGUCCCAAAAGUUCAAUCCACGAUUUGUUGCCAGUGCUUGUCGAUCAAACCCGAAGUGAUGGAAGACAUCUGCCGCCAAUGGAGUGGCAAUUUAUGUUGAUGUCCAUCGACUAUGAAAACGAUGAGGAGGCCAGGCUGAAUUUGCUCAAACUUGCCUUUCAGCAAAUGGAUGCACUGAUUAUCUAUGAGCUCACAAAUGAUGCUUUCUUAUCCGGCCCUUCCUCAUCUGCUGACUACCUAUCUAUUGUCUCAAAAAAGCUGCCUCUUGUUCUGGAAAUGAUGCCUCAAAUUCGUGCCAAAUCUAUACUUAAUAACCUUUUGGUGUUUGCUAUAAAACAAACCAUGCCAGGCUCGGAAAUAUUGAAUAACAUUGAUAGCUGCGGUAAAAAUCAGAUCGUUAUCGAAGCUUUGGCCUCUCAUCUUCCGAAGUUUGAAUCUGCCGAAGAUUUGCUGCAUAAGACUCUCAGUAUGAAAUGCAUAGGCCAGAGAUUCACAGGCCAGAUUUCUAGAUAUUUUGACUUUUGGCUAGGAUGCAGUGGCCGAGCGGAUGUCAAGCUUGUCUCCUUGGUAGAUUCAUACGCAGAAGAGCAAGAUAAGCCGAACGUGAUGCUCUCGAUAUUCGGAUUUUGUGCCAUGGCUCUACCUUUGCAGCAGCGCUUGGACAAGCUUGUUGACCUCAUGAGUAUAGGAAAAGUGAUGCUGAGCUGUCAAAGACCAUCUACACAUAUUUCGGCCGUUCUGAACCUAAUUCUUGCUUUGAUCUGCUCCUUACCAACUGACUUACCGAUUAAUUGGCUUUUUCCCGAAAUUACGAAUCUGUUACAUGCUCGAUGGCGAUAUUACUGGAGGAAACUGAUGCAGAAAUCAGGAUUUUGCCAACUUUUUGAUGUUAUAGCUGCUUUUCUUUUUCCUUGUUUCCUUCUCGAUGAUUUGGCUGCAUCAUCUGCAAGUUUUGUUAAAGCCAUGCUUGUGUAUAUACUAUCCAACAAGCCUGAGAUUGUCAGACCUUAUUUGGAAGACAAGAGCUUGUAUUGGGAGCGGCUUUUGUUAUGACCCACACUUGAUACAGGAAUGGAAACGUGUCUUCUGCGCUUGAAUAAAGCUUUUAUUGUUUCUUUGUUAAUAGGAACAAUACCAUGCAUAAAUGUUCAAAG
Messenger RNA from Cylicocyclus nassatus, 4507 nucleotides. The record is from the annotation of a GenBank genome assembly. Lineage: Eukaryota; Metazoa; Nematoda; Chromadorea; Rhabditida; Strongylidae.